Symbiodinium natans is the source of this 1149-nucleotide messenger RNA. The record is from the annotation of a GenBank genome assembly. NCBI's taxonomy places the organism in Eukaryota, Dinophyceae, Suessiales, Symbiodiniaceae.
AUGCACAAUCACAGAUCAUGGGAGAACCGUCGUGAGACCAUUUUCGAGCUGCUGCGGCGAUGCUGCAUCCAAAGCGCCAGGAGCGACUGCCUGGACUCCGACACCCGCCUUGCGGACCCGGAGGGCGUGGAGGAUGCCUGGCUCUUCCUCUUGACGUUACGGCGACGUAGCCCAGUUCGGAAGAGACGCAUCGAUGAGUGUCUAAAGGCGCUCCUCUCCUCUGAUAGGUGGAUGCAGGCCCUCAAGAGAUCACCGAGGGUGCUGAAGCUGCUGGACGAGGACGACGAGAGUAAAGCAUUACUUACUGUGCUGCCAGAUGGGCGAGACGUGGAUGGUGCAACUCCUGCCAAGUUUUCGAAGAUGAGUCCCAAAGCAAUGGCUGGUACUUCCGUUUUCUCAGCCGCGAUGCUGGCAACGGAGCCGAACUCACCUGUUGGCGAGGACGCUGCUCGACCAUCCGAGAUGCACUCUGACCACAGUAUCGCCAACAUCGACGCCGAAGGUGCACCCUCGAAGACACCAGACUCCGAACAAAAGCACACAGUGACUUCGAAAGUGGCUGGUGCCACGGUGGCGACGUUCCAAGCUGCACGUGAUGCAAAUCAGAAGUACGGCGUCACCGACAAGAUCGGGGAAGGUGCCAAGGCAGCGUACACGAAGGCGCGAGACUUCGAACAACAGCACCACGUGACUUCGAAAGUAGCUGGUGCUACGGUGGCGACGUUCCAAGCCGCGCGCGAUGCAAAUCAGAAGUACGGCGUCACCGACAAGAUCGGGGAAGGUGCCAAGGCGGCGUACACGAAGGCGCGAGAUUUCGAACAACAGCACCACGUGACUUCGAAAGUAGCUGGUGCUACGGUGGCGACGUUCCAAGCUGCACGUGAUGCAAAUCAGAAGUACGGCGUCACCGACAAGAUCGGGGAAGGUGCCAAGGCGGCGUACACGAAGGCGCGAGACUUCGAACAACAGCACCACGUGACGUCACAAGUUGCCAAUGGGCUGAAAGCGGGCGCUAGUGGUGCUGCAUCUGCUGCCAGUUCGUUGGCAAAGGGUUCAAACCCAUUUGCUCAGAGACCGUCGCCUGAGGCUGAGGUCAAUGCCCGCAAUCCUUUCCGAGAAGCUCGCAACAAUGGAAAUCCGUUCCGGUGA